AUGGAGCGGAUCGCCCUGCUUAGCCCGGUUUGUUCUCCUCAUCUGCAGAACUACCCCCUGUACAUCCGGAGCGUCCCCACGGAGAACGAGCUGAAAUUCCACUACACCGUGCACACCUCCCUGGACGUGGUGGAUGAGAAGAUCUCGGCGAUGGGGAAGGCGCUCGUCGAUCAGAGAGAGCUCUACCUGGGGCUCCUGUACCCCACCGAAGACUACAAAGUAUACGGCUACGUGACAAAUUCCAAGGUUAAGUUUGUUAUGGUGGUAGAUUCUUCGAACACAGCACUUCGAGACAAUGAGAUCCGCAGCAUGUUCCGAAAGCUGCACAACUCCUACACAGACAUCAUGUGCAACCCCUUCUAUAACCCCGGGGACUGUAUUCAUUCCAGGGCCUUUGAUAACAUGGUGACCUCCAUGAUGAUGCAGGUGUGCUGAAGCUACUCCUAUCCCCUCCCUUUCACUGCUUGUGACCAUUCUUUUGUACAGAGGUGUGUGUCUAUGAAGUGCUCUGUAUAUACAGCGUUUGCACUUACUGUAUAUAAAAUAAACCUGAUGCUAGUGGGA
Messenger RNA from Alligator sinensis (Chinese alligator), 564 nucleotides. It is a transcript of the gene TRAPPC2L, whose product is annotated as trafficking protein particle complex 2 like. Gene Ontology annotation, cellular component: TRAPP complex; cytoplasm; nucleus. Gene Ontology annotation, biological process: endoplasmic reticulum to Golgi vesicle-mediated transport. The transcript is spliced from 4 exons. NCBI's taxonomy places the organism in Eukaryota, Metazoa, Chordata, Crocodylia, Alligatoridae. The record is from RefSeq and is a predicted model, not a curated record. The coding region runs from base 1 to 435 and encodes 144 amino acids.